Candoia aspera is the source of this 6081-nucleotide messenger RNA. It is a transcript of the gene SERBP1, whose product is annotated as SERPINE1 mRNA binding protein 1. The record is from RefSeq and is a predicted model, not a curated record. The transcript is spliced from 10 exons. Bases 124 to 1488 code for a protein of 454 amino acids. Gene Ontology annotation, cellular component: nucleus; cytoplasm. Gene Ontology annotation, molecular function: mRNA 3'-UTR binding. Lineage: Eukaryota; Metazoa; Chordata; Lepidosauria; Squamata; Candoiidae.
CGCCGGAAGAGAAGCGAGUUUCUGUGGGGGACGGCCAUCUUGUGUGGGCAGCAAACGAGCACGUAGGGGGUGGGCCGGGGCCUGGGCAGCAUCGGAGGAGGAUCCCACCCAAAGGGGUCCAUCAUGCCCGGACACCUGCAGGAAGGCUUCGGUUGCGUCGUCACCAACCGCUUUGACCAGCUCUUGGACGACGAAUCCGACCCCUUCGAGGUGAUACAGGCGGCCGAGAGCCGCAAGAAAGAGAGCACCGGUGGAGGUGGCGGCGGUGGCGGCCACCAAGGUAGCCGUGGAGGUGGAGGCGGGCAGGCGGCCCAAGCCAAUUCAUUCUCAGGCGGUGGCUCGGGCCAAGCCAGCUCCGGCGGAGGGAGCGGCAGCGCGGCAAAGCAGCUGCGCAGGGAAUCUCAGAAGGAGCGCAAGAACCCGCUGCCGCCCUUCGCCUCCUCGACUGGGCCUGGAGGCGCUGGGGACCGAAGAGAGGAUGGAGGCGGGCAGCCUGGUUCCGCGCCUCUCAGGAAGGAAGGGAUAAGACGAAUUGGCAGAAGGCCUGAUCAGCAACAGCCUCAGGGAGAGGGCAAGCCUGUUGAGAGGAGGCAGGAGAGACGGCCUCCUCGUGAACGUCGAUUUGAUAAACCUGCUGAAGAAAAGGGUGAAGGAGGAGAAUUUUCUGUUGAUAAACCCAUUAUUGAUCGUCCUAUGCGUGGUCGUGGUGGUCUUGGUGGAAGAGGUGGCCGUGGUGGACGAGGACGUGGAAUGGGCAGAGGAGAUGGCUUUGACUCUAGAGGCAAACGUGAAUUUGAUAGGCAUAGUGGAAGUGACAGAUCUUCUCUUUCACAUUCACAUUUCAGUGGUCUAAAGCAUGAAGACAAGCGUGGUGGAAGUGGAUCACACAACUGGGGAACUGUCAAAGAUGAGCUGACUGACUUGGAUCAAUCACAUGUGACAGAGGAAACACCAGAAGGAGAGGAGCAUCCACCUGCCGAUUCAGAAAAUAAAGAAAAUGAAGUAGAAGAAGUUAAGGAAGAAGGUCCUAAAGAAAUGACUCUCGAUGAAUGGAAAGCUAUUCAGAAUAAGGAUCGUGCAAAAGUUGAAUUCAAUAUCCGCAAACCAAAUGAAGGUGCUGAUGGACAAUGGAAAAAAGGCUUUGUUCUGCACAAGUCAAAGAGUGAGGAGACAAAGGGGAUGACAGAAAUGCAGGGGAGUCAGCUGGAAUCUAAUGAGUCUCAUGCUGAGGACUCUGUAAUGGAUCAUCAUUUCCGCAAGCCAGCAAAUGAUAUCACAUCCCAACUGGAGAUCAACUUUGGGGAUCUUGGUCGUCCUGGGCGUGGUGGUAGAGGUGGAAGAGGCGGUCGUGGGCGUGGGGGAAGGGCUAACCGUGGAAGCAGAACUGACAAGUUGGUGAAAGAAUUUGAUGUGAUCCACACACCCAACCAGUCAAGUGCUUCUGCUCCUGAUGUUGAUGAUCCAGAAGCUUUCCCGGCUUUGUCCUAAACUGGAUGCCCUAAGCCAACCCUGCCUCUUGUUGGGCCCUUCUCUACAAGGCUUGCAUGCUUAAGGAUCCUAAGAACAACUUAAGAUAUUAAAACGGGGACUCUCAUUCAUGCCAUUCACACCUGAAGACUGAAUUUUACCUGUUUUGAAAUGAACUUCUCUUGCUACACAGAAGCAACAAUAUGGUAGUCAGUUUUGUAUUUAGAAAUGUAAUGGUAGCAGGGAUGUUUUCAUAAUUUUUUUCAGAAAUUAUGCAUUCUUCAUGGAUACUUUUUUGUAUUGCUGCUUGAAAAUAUGCGUUUCCAAACUUGAAAUAUAGGUGUGAACAGUGUGUACCAGUUAAAGCUUUCACUUCAUUUAUUUUAUUUUUUUUAUGUUAGGGUUAGAUGUGCUUUCCCUUGACUACAAACAAUUUUAACUCUUGCACACUAUAUUUCUUUUAAAACUGCUUAGCAGAUUGUUUUCAAUCCACGGUCAGCUGGGAUAUGUAUAAAAAUAAUUUGGAAAAUUGUUAGUACUGUGUGGAAUACUAACUUCUGGAGUAUUUUGAGUUUUUAAUACUUAAGUCAAACUUGGAAAGUCCAUUUUCUUCUAUCUUUGGUAGUUUGUGUAUUCAAAAUCUUUAUACAAAAUUGAUACCAGAUACUUGAAAAAUAGUCAAAGCACAUUGGUUUAUAUUCUCAAUACCUGCUUGUGAAUCCAGCAGCUCUGGUUGGAUAAUUGGCCUAAGCCAUUUUUUAAAAAAAUAAUCCAUGUUGCACCUCUCAUAUUCACCCUUUUUCUUCAAGAAAACUAGUUGUCUGUUUGGUAAACUUGUUAAUAUUGUUGCUACCAAAAAUACCUGUAGAGUGGAGCAACUUUUUUUCAAGACAUGGAAGGUUGGGAACACAGUGGCAUCCUAUUUCUUAAUACAGUUGGUUUAAACUACAGUUGAUACUGUGUGGCAGUGCUGUAAACCUACAUUAAAAAUGCACCUCAUUGGAUGCAUUUAAACACUGUUCCACUAGCAUGCAACCAUGAUUCUGAAGAAGAAACCAAAGGGCACUCUAUACUUCUUUGGAAAAGGAUUAUUUGACUUGUUUAAAUUGGAGAACCAAGAGCAUGAAAGUGGGACAGCCGUGGUCUCCGUGGGACAUAAACCAAACCUCACCACCUAAUUGAAAUGUGGAUCUUGCUCUAUUGCUUCAGCUUUUGGCAUUGCCUAGCUGAUAAGUGAAUGUUUUAUUUUCAGGGGGGUGAUUGUAAGUUCUCCUUUCCACUGUAGAAUUUUCUUAAUAUUUUAACUUAAUCCCUGUGAACGAGAAUGUUACCACUUUCAAAACAUGAAAGGACUUGAGCAAAUAAUAAAAAGGACUACUUUGCCUUUCUGUCUACAACACUUGUUAGGAGGUUAGAACAGCAAUAUCCAUUUAUUUCAAGGUUUUUACACUGAGCAUCUUGUACAAUUCGUGGGUUUCUUAAGGAUUAGAAAUCUUAAUGGUAAUGCCCCAUUUUUUAAAAAGCCAUGUAAGAUGGGCAAAAAGUAUUGAGCUAAAGCAUAAACAGUAUCGAGAUGGUGCAUUAUCUGAAUAAUUUCUGUGAACAUUUGUUUACAUAAGCAAAGGUUACUGUAUUGAAUCUGAUUCUUGGUAUAUUUAGAUUUCAGCAUUGUGAUUGGGAGGUAGGGAUGGAGAAGCAGAUUUUUAAAUGUGUCCAGUAGCUUUUGCCUUUAGGACAGUUUUUUAAGCGUGCCCCUGCCUCUGCCCCCAAUUAAUUGGUACUUAGUUUUCUGAUUACUGAUUAUGGAGAUAGUCAUGUUCCUUAAGUCAACAGGUGCAUGUUAUCAGGUCUUUUGUUUGUUUCCCGUCUAAAUGCAUCUCAUAGCACAGAAUUUGUUGGAAGAUACUGUGUUGUCUAUAUCCUUAAAAAACAAUUCCUAUUUCCUGCACAAAUAUUCUAGUCUCCAAAGUCAUACUUAUUCAAUAGUAUGUUACUGUUCUCUAUCUUACUUUUUUGACUUCCAGACUUUUAAUUCUUUGUGUUCUGGACAGCCAUAUAUCCCAUGCAAUGCCAGUUUGGUACUUGACAUGCAUCUUUUUCAUCUUCUAGUAUACUUGUAAUAUAGAGCAAGUUUAGAAAGGUUGUUUAAAUAUGGCCCAUUUGCUGGCCUUUUAAUAGCUGUGUACUUAAUUUGUGUUGAGCUGUGAAAAUGCUUUCAUUAAUAUUGGUGCAUAUUAGCAAAGUAAAGGUUUAUUUUCAUGCUCUUUUAUAAAAAAUGUUAUCAAAUUGGCAUUGUGAAUGUUUUCAGUGCCAGGCAUCUUUCCUGUUUUCUGGCUGAAACCAUCUAAAUGUCUUUUCCAGGGAAUGGUCCCCUUGUGGUGGAUCCAUUAGCAGCAGUGGGCAUAGCUUUAGCAAAAUAACCACUUGCAUAGUUAAUUUUAAUAUUAGCUAUUAAAUGAAUUGGUCUUUGUAUCUCUUAACUCUCUUGCUUGUUUAUCUUGCUGUUGCACCAUUUUUUUUAGAGUGAGGCUCCCUUAAAAUGCGAUAAUAUUGAUUAGGAUUGAUUUAUUUAAAUGUUUGAGCGUGAAAGUUCAUCUUGUACCAGGCUAUUGGCAGAAAACUUAAAAUGACUAAAACAAAAGAGCACAAGCCCUUCUAAGGUAACCCUAAACAUCAAAAAGUAUAUGUCUAUUGUGAAUAUACAUUUUGUUGGACAGAUAUUGCAUCUGAUUGGAUGAUUACAUUUUGCCCUGAAAGUCACUUGCAUACCAUCCUGUUGACUUAAUAAAAGCAGGACUGAGGCUUAUGGCUGUCUUGGGUGCUCAACGUUUAGAUACAUCUUCACCUUCAAAUGAAAAAUAGCUAAAAUGCUAACUGAGACUACUGGUAAGAACAUUAGGGACUGAUAGAGACUUUUUUUUUCCCCACAAUUUUGAUUUGAGAUGUAAUGCUUCCUUUUAAAAUGGUGAGAUCCUAUGCUGUAAUCUUUUAAAUUAUAUUUUAGCAAAUGUGGGCUAAAACUCUUCAAAUACACAUGUGUUGAGAUAGAUUGGGAACAGUUGUUUCCUUCUCUGUACUCGUGGAGAAGAUUUAAAGAGUUACUAAUGGUUGUGUAGUUAAUAGCAAUGGGAAGCAUCAGAGGAAGUAUCUGAAGAUGGGGAGAUUGACUUCCUGCCUGUCUGUGGCUUCAGGUGCAUUGAAUGUGAGAGGAUGUUGAUGUUAUCAGCUCUGGGUUUACUUUGUAAUAUUCAUAAGCACUUGCCUCUAUUUUGCAAUUCCUUAAGCAAAAAGGAUGGAUGGCAUAAAUGUAGUGAUAGAAUUAUAAAACAAAAACAGUGAAAAGUAAGAGGUUACAGAUUAAUUGUUAAGCUGUUUUUAUAAACAUCUCUUGUUUCAUUCUUUGAAGAUGAAAUGCUAUGUGAGUGACAAAAUAAAUGAGAAGAGCUUUUUUAAAAGAUAUUUUUGGCUCUUUUCCAUAUGCAAUAUAGUAAUUUAAGAUAAAAAAUAGUUGGGCAGAGUGCAAGUAAAACUAUUUUUUAAAAAAGUUGCUUUGGAAGUGGAGGAGAGAAAUCACAAGUCCAGUUGGAUUGGUUGGAAAAAAAAUGCAGCUAGGAUAACAGUAGUGCAAAUCACAAAUUAAAUUCUUAAGAGUGUAGAUAUGGCCUGUAAUUGGUUCACAAUAUUUGCAAAUAUUUACAAGGGUCGUUCUUAUUCCUGUAUUUCAGAAAUAAUUUCUGGACAUUUUGUGGCCUUAAUCUUGAAAAGCAAAUACUAGUGCAUGUUUUCUUGUCAGUUGUACAGUGCUGUAUAUUACAAUUGAUUGUAUGAAGUGCACUUAGUCUUAUAUACAAGUCUGUCCUUCGAUAAUGUCAUGUUACCUUCCAUAUUUUGAGAGAAUGGAACAGGCUGCAUUUUAUGAGAUUUACAAUCUGAUCCUGUACAUGCUCUCAUUUUAAUGAGAUCUUAACUGAAUGCUUAAAAUUGCAGCUGUUUUGAAUGGGUGGGUUUAUUACCUAGGCUUCAAUCACACACACAGAAUAAGCCCCAACAAACACAGAAGGCUUUGUCUAUUUCUGAUGUAGCAAAAAUAUAACGGGGGUCUAAAGUUCUGUUCCUGCAGGAAGUUAAUCCAGAUUACUGCUAAAUUACAGGUUGGUAUAAAAUACCACCCUGUUUCCAGCCUUCAGAGUGUCUGUCCUUCACUCAGUGGCCAAACUGGAAUUAAUAAUUUGAAAUAUACAGAAUUAAUUUUAAUGAAGUCAUUUUGCAAGUUUCUGGUGCAUUCUUAGGAUUGCAGAUCAGUAGUAGUUUAAGCACAGAUUAUUCCUGUUAACGCCUCAUAAAAUGUAAUAGAUAGUUGCAUCCAGCUUGUCCCUAGAUUCACAGGUUUACUCCAGAAAAAUCAUGAUUUUGUGGUUUGAUCAUCCAGGAAAAAAAUGCUAACAUUUUCAACAUUUGUGUAAAUGACCUUCAUGUACAGUUGCCUUCUCUCCCAUUCUGUUUUAUUCCACAUGUGCAUGUUGUCUGGACCAGUAAAUCCCAGAUCAAUUUGGGAUUGUACUUCAACAAAUUGUUCAGAAAUCAUGAAUACAAAUUUGUGUUUUACGGAGAGGA